Molecule: messenger RNA, 4321 nt
Organism: Hevea brasiliensis (rubber tree)
Lineage: Eukaryota; Viridiplantae; Streptophyta; Magnoliopsida; Malpighiales; Euphorbiaceae
Product: structural maintenance of chromosomes protein 3
Exons: 30
Coding region: 275-3889 (1204 amino acids)
Biological process (GO): mitotic sister chromatid cohesion
Cellular component (GO): chromosome
Molecular function (GO): ATP hydrolysis activity; double-stranded DNA binding; ATP binding
Source: RefSeq, a predicted model, not a curated record
GGGAGAUUAUCAGUGCACUUUCGCUUGUUUUCUCUCAUUUUCCUCUGUCUCCUCUCUUACUCAAAACACUUUCUGGAGUACUACUGCAAAACCGAAACCCUAACCCUAACCAACUGCUUUUCCUUCCUCUGAUCUUUCUAUCGGUAGCUCUACACAACUCCCAUAGUCGCACACCAAAACCCUACACCUUUCUGCUUCUGUUUGGUAUCGCCGUUUUCAGUCGCCGACGCCAUAUAUGUUCAAUUUGAAGGCUGGAUAAUUUAAUAAUUUCAGCAUGCAUAUAAAGCAGGUUAUAAUUGAGGGUUUUAAGAGUUACAGAGAACAAAUUGCUACUGAGCCUUUCAGUCCAAAAAUUAAUUGUGUCGUUGGCGCUAAUGGGUCUGGCAAAACAAACUUUUUCCAUGCCAUUCGUUUUGUACUGAGUGACCUCUUCCAAAACCUGCGUAGUGAAGAUAGGCAUGCACUACUCCAUGAAGGUGCAGGGCACCAAGUUUUGUCUGCUUUUGUCGAGAUUGUGUUCGAUAAUUAUGACAAUCGCAUUCCGGUUGAUAAGGAAGAAGUACGAUUGCGUAGAACAAUUGGUUUGAAAAAGGAUGAAUAUUUUCUGGAUGGGAAGCACAUCACGAAAACAGAAGUGAUGAAUCUGCUAGAAAGCGCUGGGUUCUCCCGCUCCAAUCCAUAUUAUGUAGUGCAGCAAGGAAAGAUAGCAUCAUUGACAUUGAUGAAAGACUCAGAGCGCCUGGAUUUACUGAAGGAAAUUGGUGGAACUCGAGUAUAUGAGGAGAGACGCCGUGAAAGUUUGAAAAUUAUGCAAGAAACGGGAAACAAAAGAAAGCAGAUAAUUCAAGUUGUUCAAUACUUGGAUGAGAGGCUAAAGGAACUGGAUGAAGAGAAAGAGGAGCUCAGAAAAUAUCAGCAGCUUGACAGACAGCGUAAAUCUUUAGAAUAUACCAUUUAUGAUAAGGAACUCCAUGAUGCUCGGCAGAAGUUGGAGGAGGUAGAAGAGGCUCGAAACAAGGUUUCUGAAACAUCAGCUAAGAUGUAUAAUAGUGUGUUGGAUUCCCAUGAAAGGUCCAAGGAUUUGGACAAGAUGCUUAAAGAUCUUACAAAAGAGGUUCAAGGAUUGAAUAAAGAGAAAGAGUUAGUGGAGAAGCGACAAACUGAAGCAAUAAAAAAACAGACAGAGCUUGAGCUUGAUGUAAAGGAUCUGCAAGAGAGGAUUUCUGGAAAUGUCCAAGCUAAAGAGGAGGCAAUGAAGCAGCUUGAUAUACUUCAAAGAGAAAUACAAGAUUCAAUGGAAGAGCUUGACAAAAUCAGUCCAUUGUAUGAGAAUCAAGCUAUAAAGGAAAAGGAUAUUACUAAAGGAAUAAUGGAGCGUGAAAAGCAGCUUAGCAUUCUUUAUCAAAAACAGGGUCGUGCCACCCAAUUCUCCAGCAAAGCCGCUCGUGAUAAAUGGCUUCAAAAGGAAAUUGAUGAUCUGCAACGUGUUCUUUCUUCAAAUUUGGCUCAGGAGCAAAAACUUGAGGAUGAAAUUUGUAAGCUUAAUGGGGACUUGAAAGAGCGAGAUGCCUACAUUGAGAAUCGUAAAGCUGAAAUUGCUUCUUUAGAAUCUCUUGUUUCAGAGUCUCGUGAAGGGUUUAAUAAUCAUAAAGCACAGAGAGACAAGCUGCAGGAUGAGCGGAAGUCAUUGUGGGGAAAAGAAAGUGCACUUAUUGCUGAAAUUGAUAAACUGAGAGCAGAAGUUGAGAAGGCAGAGAAGAGCCUUGAUCAUGCAACUCCUGGUGAUGUAAGAAGAGGGCUAAAUUCUAUUCGGCGGAUAUGUAGAGACUAUAAGAUCAAUGGAGUAUUUGGUCCAAUUAUUGAGUUGCUUGAUUGUGAUGAAAAAUUUUUCACUGCUGUUGAAGUCACUGCUGGAAACAGCUUAUUUCAUGUGGUGGUUGAGAAUGAUGAAAUAUCAACCCAGAUAAUUAGACACCUUAAUUCAUCAAAAGGUGGGCGUGUUACUUUCAUACCACUGAACAGGGUAAAAGCGCCACGUGUAACUUAUCCGCAAAGUUCUGAUGUGAUACCUUUGCUAAAGAAAUUGAAGUUCUCUCCUAAUUUCACCCCUGCAUUUGCCCAGGUAUUUGCUAGAACUGUGAUUUGCCGAGAUUUGGAUGUUGCCACUAGAGUUGCUCGAACUGAUAAUCUGGACUGUAUAACUUUAGAAGGUGAUCAAGUAAGCAAGAAAGGCGGUAUGACGGGGGGUUUUUAUGACCAUCGACGUUCAAAAUUGAAGUUCAUGAAUAUAAUUAUGCAGAAUACAAAAUCUAUCAACCUGAAGGAAGAAGAAUUGGAAAAAGUUAGAUCUAUGCUACAAGAUAUAGAUCAGAAAAUUACUGAACGCGUAACUGAGCAGCAGAAAAUUGAUGCCAAGCGAUCUCAUGACAGAUCAGAGUUGGAACAGCUAAAGCAGGAUAUUGCUAAUGCUAAUAAGCAGAAACAAUUUAUUUCAAAAGCCCUUGAAAAGAAGGGAAAGUCACUUGCAGAUGUCCGAACUCAAAUAGAUCAACUUAAAGGCAGUAUGGCCAUGAAACAAGCUGAGAUGGGAACAGAGCUCAUUGAUCACUUAUCACCGGAAGAAAAAGAUCUUCUAUCGCGACUGAACCCUGAAAUAGCAGAUCUCAAAGAGAAGCAUAUUGCCUGCAGAACAGAUCGCAUUGAGACUGAAACAAGAAAAGCAGAGCUAGAGACUAAUCUUACAACUAAUUUGAAAAGGCGAAAGCAAGAGUUGGAAGCCAUAAUAUCAUCUGCAGAGACUGAUUUAUUGUAUGGUGAAGCUGAUUUGAAGAGGCAGGAAUUGACAGAUGCUAAAUCAUUGGUUGAAGUUACGACACAGGAAAUGAAAAGAGUUUCUGGCAGUAUAGAUGAAAUAACCAAGCAACUCAAAAAGAUCAAAGAUGAAAAGAUAAAAUUAAAGGCUUUGGAAGACAACUAUGAGAGAACACUUCAGGAUGAAGCAAAAGAAUUAGAGCAGUUAUUGAGUAAGAGGAAUGCUCUUCAGGCCAAACAAGAGGAGUUUUCUAACAAAAUUAGGGAAUUGGGCCCCCUGUCAUCGGAUGCUUUUGAAACAUAUAAGCGGAAGAGCAUCAAAGAGUUGCAUAAAAUGCUUCAUAGGUGCAAUGAACAACUGCAACAGUUUAGCCACGUCAACAAAAAGGCACUAGAUCAGUAUGUAAACUUCACUGAGCAACGAGAAGAACUUCAGAAAAGGCAAGCUGAACUUGAUGCAGGUGAUGAGAAAAUUAGAGAACUUAUAUCUGUUUUGGAUCAAAGGAAGGAUGAAUCUAUAGAGCGUACUUUUAAAGGUGUUGCUCGGCAUUUUCGAGAAGUAUUCUCUGAACUUGUGCAAGGUGGCCAUGGUCAUCUAGUUAUGAUGAAGAAAAAGGAUGGUGAUCAAGGUGAUGAUGACUAUGAUGAUGAUGGUCCUAGUGAAGCAGAUUUGGAAGGGAGAGUUGAGAAAUACAUUGGCGUGAAAGUAAAGGUUUCCUUUACAGGGCAAGGAGAGACACAAUCUAUGAAGCAAUUGUCAGGGGGUCAGAAAACUGUUGUUGCCCUGACAUUGAUCUUUGCCAUACAACGAUGUGAUCCUGCCCCUUUUUAUCUAUUUGAUGAGAUAGAUGCAGCCUUGGACCCCCAGUACAGAACUGCUGUUGGAAAUAUGAUUCGUCGUCUGGCUGACAUGGCAAAUACACAAUUUAUAACAACAACAUUCCGAUCGGAGCUUGUGAAAGUUGCAGAUAAGAUAUAUGGGGUCACACAUAAGAACAGGGUGAGCCGUGUCAAUGUUGUCUCCAAGGAAGAUGCAUUAGACUUUAUUGAGCAUGAUCAAUCUCACAACGCAGAUUAAGUUCAUCUUUUUGUGGGUGCAGCUCAAGUCCUAUCUGGGAUUAAUGAAGUUAUCAAUCUGAGGUUCUGCUGUAAAUAUAGUCUUUUGCGCUUACCAUGUAAAGUAUUAUCUUCAUCAGUCCAAAGACUUAUCUUUAUACAGAAACGUGGAUUUUGUAGGGUGUUAUGUUUGGUGGAACUGCAAAACUGUGUAGGGGUGUAAAACAGUAAUUAGGUUAAUUUGUAUUAUACUCUUAUUUCUGAUUUAUUCCUGUAAAUUUCUUUUCCAUGUUCACCAUGAGCCUUGGCAAAUUACUAGUUGAAAUGCUUGUAGUGGCUGUUGAAUUUGAUGGGGAGCUUGGUAUGGCACCAUUUCUUAAACCAUCAGGACAAACAUGGACAUUAGGCAUUUUACUUCUAUUUAAUUUCACCUGUAAAGUUUAUUUUCUUGACA